Messenger RNA from Nanorana parkeri, 912 nucleotides. Its product is annotated as vomeronasal type-2 receptor 26-like. NCBI's taxonomy places the organism in Eukaryota, Metazoa, Chordata, Amphibia, Anura, Dicroglossidae. The transcript has 3 exons. Gene Ontology annotation, cellular component: membrane. The annotation marks the transcript as partial. Gene Ontology annotation, molecular function: G protein-coupled receptor activity. Gene Ontology annotation, biological process: G protein-coupled receptor signaling pathway. The record is from RefSeq and is a predicted model, not a curated record.
AUGGGUGGUGGUGUUGCAGCUCGUGCAGGCGUUUUGCCCUUGGGGACAUACCCAGGAAGAGACGCCUCCAUCAUAAGGUUCCAGUAUCUCGGUGCUCAGAUCCCUGUUUACCUGGCACCAGAAAGAAGUUUGGAUCCUCAGUUCAUGAAUGCUGCUAUGAGUGUAUCCCAUGUCCAGAAGGAGAGAUAUCCAACAUUCCUGGUAGAUUUUGUGCUUGUUAACAUUGCAAACUGCAUGAAAUGUUCUGAUGAAGAAUGGCCAAAUGAGAAGAAGGAUCGGUGUGUUCCAAAACGGAUGGAAUUUCUCUCCUACACUGAUGAUACAAUUGUUGCAGUAAUUUCAGCUGUUUCCAUCCUCUGUUGUCUUCUGACUGGUGUAAUAUUGGGGAUGUUUAUACUUUACCAGGACACACCCAUUGUUAAAGCUAAUAACCGGAACCUGAGCUAUCUUCUCCUGGCCUCCAUCAUGCUGAGCUUCCUCUGUGUCUUCUUGUUCCUCGGCCAUCCAGUAGAUGUAACCUGCAUGCUGCGUGUAACCUCUUUUGGUGUCAUCUUCUCAGUUGCUGUCUCUUCUCUACUUGCCAAAAGUAUCAUGGUGUGUAUUGCUUUUAAAGCCACCAAACCUGGGAGUUCCUGGAGGAAAUGGAUGGGAAUCAGAUUGCCGAAUUCCAUCAUGUCUGUGUUGUCAAUGGUGCAAGUUAUAAUUUGUGUUACUUGGUUGUCUAUUUCUCCCCCCUUCCAGGAUCAAGACACUCACUCUUAUCAGGGAAAGAUCAUCAUUCAGUGUAAUGAGGGUUCAGUUAACGGCUUCUACUCUGUCCUGGGAUAUAUGGGACUUCUGGCAGCUGUGAGCUUCAUUACCGCUUUUUUAGCCAGGACAUUACCAGACAGUUUUAAUGAGGCCAAGUACAUC